Molecule: messenger RNA, 220 nt
Organism: Funneliformis mosseae
Lineage: Eukaryota; Fungi; Glomeromycota; Glomeromycetes; Glomerales; Glomeraceae
Source: the annotation of a GenBank genome assembly
CCUUAUUAUAUACUGCUUCAAUUCCUAGAUGGGCUUCUGACAUAUCUUUGUAUAAAUUAAAUAAGAGUACUUCCACUUAUUCUUGUGUAAUUACUCUUUUUAAUACUUCCUUGGUUGAAGUAUCGCAAUUUCCUAAAAUUUGUGAUGUGUUUGGUGCCUGUAAUUCGUCAAUUCUUGAGAGAUGUGUUGAUUCAACAACUACUGCAAUGCCAAAUGAUCA